GGGUUUUCUAAUUAAAUGUAUUCAGGAUUAUUUUAUAACAUAAUACAUAAUGUAUUUAUUGUUUCAGCCGCCCCUGAAAAUCCGCAGAGGAUUGUUGGUGGAUCGCUGACCACUAUCAAUCAGUACCCUACGAUAGCUUCUCUCCUCUUUUCUUGGACCUCAUGGGGUACCCACAGCCAGGCUUGCGGCGGCACCAUCCUCAACAAUAAGUCUAUCCUCACUGCUGCCCACUGCACCGCAGGUGACUCUGCUGCUCAAUGGAAGGUCCGCGUUGGUUCUACCUUCGCUAACAGCGGAGGCGUUGUUCACAACACUCAACAAAUUAUCAACCACCCCAACUACACCCCAAGCACUUUCAACAACGACAUCUCCAUCAUCAGAAUUGCCUCCACGAUCUCGUUCAACAACAACGUGAAAGCUGCUCCCAUUGCCGGCUCCAACUACAACCUCGCUAACAACCAGGUCGUCUGGGCUGCUGGAUGGGGAACAACUUCUUCUGGUGGUCCUUCUUCUGAGCAACUCCGUCACGUACAGAUCUGGACUAUCGCCCAGAACACUUGCGCUCAGCGUUACGCUGAAGUCGGCAUGUCCAUCACCAAUAACAUGUUGUGCUCCGGCUGGCUCGACGUCGGCGGUCGCGACCAGUGCCAGGGAGACUCCGGUGGUCCUCUCUACCACAACGGUGUCGUUGUUGGUGUUUGCUCUUUCGGUUGGGGAUGUGCUCAGGCUCGUUACCCAGGUGUCAACGCCCGUGUGUCCAGCUUUACUUCUUGGAUCCAAAGCAACGCCUAAAUGUAAUAAAUCUAC
Trichoplusia ni (cabbage looper) is the source of this 807-nucleotide messenger RNA. Its product is annotated as trypsin, alkaline C-like. The transcript is spliced from 3 exons. Bases 16 to 792 code for a protein of 258 amino acids. Gene Ontology annotation, biological process: proteolysis. Gene Ontology annotation, molecular function: serine-type endopeptidase activity. Lineage: Eukaryota; Metazoa; Arthropoda; Insecta; Lepidoptera; Noctuidae. The record is from RefSeq and is a predicted model, not a curated record.